AGAAGAGAAAUGCUGGUAAUAACAAGAUUGAUGACGUCAUGACAGUUAGUUCUAACUUCUAACGCGAUAUCGUGCUGGAUCAGCCCGGUUUCGUAAUUACGAAACUACCCCUCUGCCAUUUUCAUCUACCUUCCUCCCCGGCAUUGCUCUCACCAUUGUUUCACAAACCAAAAGAAGAAACAAGAUACGAAGGCUUUGUAUCGUCCGAAAUGUCGCUGGAGAUAUUGGCCACUCACAGCAGCUCUGUUUUUGUGGCCCCUGUGGACCAUACCAAUGAAAAAGUUGAAGCGGUUCCCUCCUCUACAUCUCCACAUAAUUGGAGUCCUCAUUUUUCAAACGUACGAACAGUUAAGGUUAGCAACAUAUCACUAACUACUAGCACAAUGGAUAUAGGAGAAUUCUUCUCAUUUUCAGGUGAAAUUCAAUACAUAGAGAUGCAAAGGGAAAAUGAUCAUACCCAGGUUGCUUAUGUUACCUUUAAGGAGACACAGGGAGCAGAAACAGCAGUUCUCUUGACGGGUUCCAAGAUUGGUGAUCUAUAUGUCACAAUCACACCGGUGGAGAACUAUCAGCUGCCCCCUGAAGCUCUUGCCUCAACUGUGACAGACCAAACUCCUACCACAGUUAUGAAGGCUGAAGACGUGAUGAGCACGAUGCUUGCCAAGGGUUUCAUCUUAGGAAAGGAUGCAAUCACGAAGGCAAAAGCCUUCGAUGAACGUCAUAACUUGUCCUCAAAUGCUUCUUCCACUGUUGCUUCCAUUGAUCGUAAGAUUGGUCUAAGUGAUAAAUUAAGCAUUGGAACAGCUAUUGUAAAUGAAAAGAUGAGAGAUCUGGACGAAAGAUAUCGCGUCUCUGAAAAGACAAAGUCUGCUUAUGCUGUUGCUGAGCAAAAGGCUAGUGUUGCUGGAUCUGCUAUCAUGAGCAAUCAUUAUGUAUUAACUGGAGCUUCAUGGUUCUCAAGUGCCUUUUCUGCUAUAGCUAAGGCAGCAGAGGAUGUUAGCACAAAGACCAAAGAGAAGGUUGAGCAAGCCGAGGUGCAAAAGAAAGAAGCCAUUAUCAAUGAAAGGAAAGGAACUGUUGAUGAGUUUGCAAAGAUGCACUUGGAGUCGGAUGCUGGCCCUGCAAUAGUUCCUGUUAAUUCUGGUGAUGACAGUAAGCACAGGGUUCUAUAAUAUGAGCUGAUUCACAAUGCCUUACCUUCACACGAGUCACACGACCACAGUUGGAUUGAUCUAGCACAGUUAUAUAUUGUCAGUCUUCAAUGCAAGUCUGUUGUAUGAUGAUAAGUCUUGUUGAUUGUUUUUAUUAAUGUAAAGGCUUAUCUGAUAGAUGUCAUUCUUAAAUAUGAUCGAUAUUCAUAAUAAAUGAUUAAUUGUUACUA
Messenger RNA from Arachis ipaensis, 1381 nucleotides. Its product is annotated as RNA-binding (RRM/RBD/RNP motifs) family protein. Lineage: Eukaryota; Viridiplantae; Streptophyta; Magnoliopsida; Fabales; Fabaceae. Gene Ontology annotation, molecular function: RNA binding. The record is from RefSeq and is a predicted model, not a curated record.